AAGAGGGGGAGGAGGAGUCUGUUUGUUGACAUCGGACGAAAACGAAAAUCAGAUGAGUGAAGACUGGUGAUAAUAACUCAAUUUCUCGCCGUCAUCAAGACACAUAGCCUUGGCGAAAGCUAAGUGCUUACCUCUUAAGGUUUCCUGCACUGCCCUGUCUUUGAACUGAGCAGGAAAAGAAGAGGCUAACAUGGCAGCCAAAGCAGGAGACAACCCUGAGAGCCUCAUGACUCUGGCAACAGUCUUCUGCCUGAGGAACCUAGGGAAGACCAUGUGCUACCAGGGAUUCAGGAACAAGGUCUGCUUGCGCUCAGACAUCUUCCUUCCCAGUGAAAUCUGUGACAAGUUGGUCAACACAUAUAUGGAGUUGGUCCACACAGACAGUAAUUUUGAACCAGAGGAGAGCUUCUUCCAGCUAUUCUCAGACCCGCGAAGCACUAGACUGACCAGGGUACAGCUGAGAGAAGACUUUGUCCGUGACAGAGAUCUGGAGGCCAUUAGAAAACAGGUUGGAAACUAA
This is a messenger RNA of Xiphias gladius (swordfish), 520 nucleotides long. Its product is annotated as protein zer-1 homolog. The record is from RefSeq and is a predicted model, not a curated record. NCBI's taxonomy places the organism in Eukaryota, Metazoa, Chordata, Actinopteri, Istiophoriformes, Xiphiidae. The transcript has 3 exons. Gene Ontology annotation, cellular component: Cul2-RING ubiquitin ligase complex. Bases 191 to 520 code for a protein of 109 amino acids.